CCUAGUUCGUCACUUCCGGUUACCGACGAGAGGGGAAGUGCAGACAUGGCGUUUGGUUUAUACUCGCUCCUAGAGGCGAUGCUAUUAUGCCUUAAUGCUGUAUGUAUUCUCCAUGAAGAACGUUUUUUAUCAAAAUUUUACUCUGACCAACGGGGGUUUGGAGAAGAAGCAGGGAUGAAAACCCAGCUGCUAAGUCUAAUAAAAUCAAUACGAACUGUUAUGAGAGUGCCAUUGGUAGGACUAAAUAUUAUGACCAUUGCCCUGAAGUUGGUUUUUGGAUAACCAAGUGAAGAGUUGAAAAACAAUGAAUACUGUUGAAAAGUCCUCAAACUGCACUGCAAUCUCAUGACUUCUAUUCAUUCAAGCCUUGGAUUCUUUCCAAUGCCCAUGCAACACAAGCAGGAAUUCACAGAAUGUCAGUCAGGGAGAUUAUAAGGUUUAAGAUUCCAGAUGGGUACAGAAGAUGACAAGAAGAGGCCUAUUUGUAUAACUGAAUGAAAAUAGUCAAAUCUGAACCAUAGAACUUUAAAUACAGGUUAAGUGAUCAUAGGACUGUGGCCAGUUAUCUUGGGAGUGUAUAUUAUUACUUUGUAUUUGAAUAGAAAAAAAUAUAUACAUAAUUAUGUGAAUCAAUAAAAGAAAAUAUUUAUCCA
Lingula anatina is the source of this 653-nucleotide messenger RNA. RefSeq names its product immediate early response 3-interacting protein 1. Gene Ontology annotation, biological process: endoplasmic reticulum to Golgi vesicle-mediated transport. The record is from RefSeq and is a predicted model, not a curated record. Lineage: Eukaryota; Metazoa; Brachiopoda; Lingulata; Lingulida; Lingulidae. Gene Ontology annotation, cellular component: Golgi membrane; COPII-coated ER to Golgi transport vesicle; endoplasmic reticulum membrane.